Apiotrichum porosum is the source of this 735-nucleotide messenger RNA. RefSeq lists its product as uncharacterized. NCBI's taxonomy places the organism in Eukaryota, Fungi, Basidiomycota, Tremellomycetes, Trichosporonales, Trichosporonaceae. Bases 1 to 735 code for a protein of 244 amino acids. The transcript has 2 exons. The record is from RefSeq and is a predicted model, not a curated record.
AUGAUCAACAUCAAGAAGAAGCUCGGGUCUCUGGUCCCAGGAGGAACGCGCGACGCGCUUCAGAACGUGCUCACAGUCGAGUGGUCGGGCCACAAGACUGUCCUCGUCGAGGUCCCCGCAGGCGACGAGCGGAGCAACGAGGUCGAGCUGUCUGGAUUCACAUCUAUACGCGACGACGCCGGCGGCUACGACCGACUCGCAGACGAUGCCAACGACAACGUCUACGACCCGUACGCGCGCCACAUGUCGGGCAACUCGGAUCGCAACGGCGCCGGCGCCGAUCGGUUCGUGAGGCCACGCAUCGAGCGCGGCACAAGCACGCCUUCUGGGUACGGAUCGGGUUCUGCGUCUGGAUACGCGACUCCGCGCGACGGCGACGACGAGAGCCGCGGCAGCGCGUCGAGGUCAAGGUCGGCGUCAACCACCGCGACACCGGCGUCCUCGUCGUCCUCGGGAGCGCAGCGCCGCUCAAACAACCCCUUUGCCAACCCCUUCUCGCACGAGGACGACUUUGCCGCUGCAGACGUGGGCGGUUACCCGGUCCUGUCGGCGUCGCGUCCGUCCUACUCGCAUGCCAAGAGCGACUCUGGUAGUCGCCGCGCGCCGCCGGCGCUGCCCAGCCGCCCCGAUUUUGCGUGGGACCACGACCCUGUCCAGUCUCCGACUGGGUCGAGCUCGACUGACAGCUCGAGCCGUGGACCGGCGCGCCUCGAGGACAACAACCCCUUCCGCUAG